Molecule: messenger RNA, 2284 nt
Organism: Haliotis rufescens (red abalone)
Lineage: Eukaryota; Metazoa; Mollusca; Gastropoda; Lepetellida; Haliotidae
Product: glycoprotein 3-alpha-L-fucosyltransferase A-like
Exons: 2
Coding region: 100-1344 (414 amino acids)
Cellular component (GO): membrane
Molecular function (GO): alpha-(1->3)-fucosyltransferase activity
Source: RefSeq, a predicted model, not a curated record
UGCAACCCGAUCAAGCUGAUCAUAUUGAGCUGGGCAGACGUAUGGUGGGACAGAAGACACGCUGAAUUGUGAUAAGUGAAAUGUGCAUUGACUGAAACGAUGAACUCCAAAAUAAUGUGCGUCUUCUUAACCUGUUUGAUGAUGACGUCGAUCCUAACCCUAACUUUAUAUCAGCUACUCCUUGAGACAUCCAUACCAUUAUCUUAUCGAUUGACGCCUGACCAACCAACAGGUAAUAAACAAUUACAAAUCACUUUCAGACCAAACGCCACCACCUGUUUUGGCAACGCCAAGAACAAAACCACGGUCAGUAUAUCACCAAAUCUCCCUCUCGUCAUGGAAAUGCAGACAGCCCAGUGCUCACAGAGGAACAGCGGUGUACCAAAGUCGACUCCAAAGAGGGUCAUCGUUUGGCUUAAUGUCCCAAAUUUUUUUAUAAAGAAUCAGACAUCAUUCGAUGGUUGCCCAGUUGCGAACUGCGUGCUGACGGUUAACAAAUCCCUGCUUGCGACAGCUGAUGCGGUGUUGGCUAAUGGUGUUCAUAUGCCGAGAUCAGAUUUCCCUCGAGCGAGUCCUGAUCAAAUCUGGAUAUUUUUUGGAUGGGAACCUCCCUUUCAUUAUGACCAAGUUUAUCGACAAAAGAAUUGGCUGGGGCGAUUUAAUUGGACUAUGACGUACCGCUUUGAUUCCGACAUCACCUGGCCGUACAAUUAUUUGUUAGAGGACCCCACACAGGAAGGACGACACUUGGACCAUGAGAACUUCCUUGACAUCGCCCACAACAAGUCGGGAUCAGUCGUCUGGUUUGUGAGCAACUGCAACUCGUUUAAUCGACGAGGGAAGUAUGUUGAGGAGCUUCAGAAAUACAUUCAUGUUGAUAUAUAUGGUCGUUGCGGACCAAAGGAAUGUGGACGGACAUGGCGAGACUGUUUAGACUUAUUGAAUUCUUACAGAUUUUACCUGUCGUUUGAGAACUCCCUGUGUAAAGAUUACAUAACGGAGAAGCUGUUUAAAGUGUACUCAGGUACAGCCAUUCCGGUCGUGAGAGGUGGGGCGGACUAUGAGGCUCUUUUGCCUAAAGGAACAUAUAUUGAUGCAGACUCGUUUAAAAGCCCCAAAGAACUUGCUGAAUACUUGUUACAUUUGGAAACUCAUAGUGCAGAAUAUCUGGAAAUAUUGGAACGGAAAAGCAAAUACAGGAAUAUGAAAUAUGAUGAAAUGGGUCCAUAUAGGUGGCCAUGUAUUCUAUGUGCGAAGCUGCACAGCGUUAAUGAGACGAAGGUGAUUCCUGAUAUUCACGCCUGGCUGCACGAUGAUAUGUGUCAUGACGCAACCGAUAUAUGACAUCAGCAUGCGUCAUUUAGUCCAUUAAAGAAUAAAUGACAUCAACAGAUCGGGUUGGGUGAGUGCAAGAGAAUCGAAUACGACUUCAUAGGGCACAAUGUAUGGUAUCAUUAAAAAAGGAUUGUCUAAAGUUUAUUUACUUUAAUUUACUUAAACGUACCACGGGAAAACGUUUGGCGAGUCUUACUUAAGUUGAGAUCUUGUAACCAUAUUCUUGAAAAGUGGGAGAUGGAGAAAAGUAGCUUUAAAAUGUCCACUUUGUAAACUAUCUGACACAGGUGAUGAAUUCCAUUAUUUAUUUAUUUGUCCAUCGUUAGAAAACGAAAGAAAAUUUUCACACAGAUUUUACUAUAUUGAAACCCAAUACGUAUAAAAUUUACUUUUCACUAAUCCACGAUUAGGAACAUUGAAAAACAUAUUUUGAAAGAUCGCCAUGUCAUUGUUUAAACCUAUCAAGUAUUCUAUCUUUACUGCAUUGCAAAUAUAUUGUUACCCCGGUCACAUCAACAUACAUCGUGACAGUGGUAUUAGUGGGUAUUCUAGUGCUUGUAGAACGCAUGUACAUUGGAAUCACAUCAACAUACAUCGCGACAGGGUUUUCACUUUUAACUUAUCAGUGGGCCAUGACUCUAGUGUUUGUAAUACGGAUGUAUACAUUACCAAAUUGGAUCUAUCAGUGACACAAAUGAUAUCUGAUUCAAAUAUUUAUGUUGACUUGUACCAUAUGUUCUAGUGUUUUUUUUCCGGUGAACAAUUGUCUUGCUUUUGCAUGUGUUUGGGGCGUUGCCACCGUUGGGGCACGACACGCACACCUUUCGGGGAGGGCACGGGGUGGCCCAGUCGUCUAGGACGCCGCGAUUCGCUGUGCAGAGUUGCGUCCCUUGGGUACGCCAGAAACCUGUGUUUGUGGGUUGGAAUCCCGGUUCGCCCCGAUUGUGUU